Molecule: messenger RNA, 2430 nt
Organism: Dermacentor andersoni
Lineage: Eukaryota; Metazoa; Arthropoda; Arachnida; Ixodida; Ixodidae
Product: transmembrane protein 45B-like
Source: RefSeq, a predicted model, not a curated record
UGCAAAGUAGGAGUGCCUCGAACGUCACUGUCCAGCGGCCGGGACCAUGGGAACCUUCAUAGGCCACGCCAUGCCCGGAACCUUCCUGUUCAUUAUGGGAAGUUGGUGGGCCUUUUUCGCUUGGCGCAACUACGUCCGCAGCAGGGAGCAAAAGCGGCCCUACGUCUGCCGUUGCUCGUACCCGAUACCCUGUCUAUCUCAGCGCUUCAGCUUCGAAGGCAUCGCCAAGAUUGUCACCUGCUCUGUGGGUAUAUCCGACGAGGUGGACGCGGGCAUAGAGUACGGCUACUUCGUUAAUAUGGCCUGCGCUCAGCACAUAUCCAUGUACCUUUUCUAUCUGCUCAGCGGUGUAGUCGACGUCAUGACCAGCGUCCGCUUCCCUUUCCCGCCGUACACCGACUACGUGGUGCUCCUGCUGGCCGUCACCGUCGAGGGCCUGCUGUUCCACUUCCACCUGCAUGGAAGAGACCAACUUGACGUUCUGGUCCACACGCUCCUGGUCUACACCAUUGCGGCCGAGGCGGCCUGCAUCCUCGUCGAGAUGUGUCGACCCCGAAGCGUGCUAGCAUCCCUGGGUCGCGCGUGCUUUUGCCUGUUACAGGCAACGUGGUUGUGGCAGAUCGGAUUCAUCCUUUACAGCCCGCUACCCGAACAUCCGCCAUGGGAUGUGCAUAGCCACUCGGACAUGAUGCUGGCCGCCAGCGUGUUCACCUGGCACAUCGUGGCUGUGCUGGCGUACCUCGGCGCUUUGGGCGCCGUGGCUUGGGCCGUAAACCGAACGUGCGGCAGGUGCUGCAAAGAUGCCUUCGCGGUGCUUCAAGACGACGAUGACCUCUGCCAAGCCCUUGUUAAAGAGUAGCCGAUGAAGUUUGCCGGCCGGGAGCUGUCCGCGGGUGACGGCGCGCCGAAGCUUAGCCACAGGGGUCAUUCUCCGCAUGGCAGCCAGUGGCUGUUUUAGAGCAGACGCUGUUUCGACGCUAGCGCCAAGGUCCCCUUCAGUUACGACCCUAACAGCAGGGCGACGCAGAAGCAAAAUGGCGGCACACACGAUUGUUUACGUUGUCAUAGCAAGAGAAACAGCAGCCGCGCGGUGCCUCCUUUCUCAAACGGUUUUCUUUUCUUUUUGUUUUUAUUAUGCCGACCCGCUCCGCUCCCUUUCCCCCAUGCCGCGCACGCCGCUUACUUUCUUUUUUGCUUUUACCUGUGCGCGGCGCGUUGUGUUUUCUUUUUUCUCAAUCGCGCGCGCUGCGCCGCGCAUUGGCAUUGCUAGCGAACUGGCGCGUGGUGCGCCUUGGGCUAUGCGUUGGCACGCACGCAGUCUUGCCCAUGCUUAUAUUAUACCAACAUGUACCGGGACAUAAAAAAAAAUUCCACUUCCAACACAACAGAUCUUUGGCCUCGCUUUAUUGACUUCGUUUCCGAAAACAUUUUUCUUAUAACGUGGUGUGAUACACGCUCAAAAAAUGAGCAAAAGUGAAAGGUGCAUGCCAUAUACAAGAGUACUAAACACAAAAGUUCACAGACGGUGAAAUAACAAAAAAGAAAGCGCUAGAAAACACGAAGGCCGUUUCAUGUACACACACGUAUAAAAAAAACAAGAUUUUUAUAUAAUGCUCUCAAGACCGAAAUGUAGACGAGCUUCUGAUAUAUGCACUAAAAGAUUGCACAAAACUGGACGACGUGUAUGACAAGUAGUUUUGACAAGUAUAGAAAGGGAAACCUCGCUGGUAAGGGCAAAGACAAUGACACGCAAAAUACCUAAAAAGUAGAACAAAAUGCUAACAUUAUUUGAUUGACAGACAUAGCAAAAAAGAGCUCACUUAUAAACCUGCACGAAACUAUAUGAAAUGCGUAACGUGUUCAUUACCACUGAGCAAAAUGAAAAAGACAUGGCAGAACAAAAAUCACAUUGUACUAAAAACUGAAAUACACAUUAUCACAUUAUUUUGCACUUGGCUACAACUUCAGUAACGGUGGCAAGGGGGAACAGAAGGCAGUCGGCUUUUGCAGCAGCACAUAGAAAACAUUCGCAGAAAGGCCUAUUCCUCAAUCAAAGACCAGGUAAAAUAAGCCAACAAAACGACUUUUCUUUCGCCCCGAAUGCUAUGCUUAGCAGUAAAAUUGCGUGACUUAAGUCGUACCUACUGGGCACUCCUUUGUAUAAUAAACACGAACUGCAAAAAUCUGCAUGUAGGACACUUGCAAUGCUCAUGCUUUCCAGAAGAAAAAAGAAAGCGUAUCAUGCCUACACAUGAAAGUUGUUCGCGCGGUUUUCCCAUCGGCGAUUGCUGAGAUAAUACACAAACACGAACAGUAAUUCUUCAGCUGUUAGUACGUUUGUAGAACGUGACACACAGAAAAAGCACUGAGGGCGGAAUGGAAAGGUGGGCAAGUUACUGAAGUUGCAGAAUGAGACUUGGCACAGAAAAA